Guyanagaster necrorhizus is the source of this 900-nucleotide messenger RNA. RefSeq lists its product as uncharacterized. The transcript has 2 exons. NCBI's taxonomy places the organism in Eukaryota, Fungi, Basidiomycota, Agaricomycetes, Agaricales, Physalacriaceae. The record is from RefSeq and is a predicted model, not a curated record. Bases 393 to 782 code for a protein of 129 amino acids.
GUCCGUUCCCGUUCCCAUUCUCUGCCUAUCGCCGGUCGUUCUUCAAACCUUUCUCACUUGGUUCAUUCUCGUCAUUCUUGUCUGUUACAUCCCAACAGCGAGCGCGGACAUCUAUCCAACCCAGCCCAACGCGGCGGCCGUAUACGACGUCAACCAACCUGCCCUUCUCAGUUGGCGCUCGACGCUCAAGGACGCGAAGGAAAUGGGAUGAUUCAAAGUUGAGCUCUUUGCUGGAAAUGAUGUAUGUGAUCUGUCUUGUCUGCGAUUUCGCCUUUACCGACGAACGAUGUCUGUAUUGUUGCUGCACUGAUCGACAUACAUAGCAACCCUUGCCACAGAUGUUCAUACUCAGUUACACACAUACACCGUUUACCUCUCUCCAUGUUUUAAAUAUGGAGGCAGCGAUUAUACUAUGCGUUGGAUAUCCGAAUCCGACCCAAAAAAAUAUCGUCUACACUGCCGAUUUCACGAUUGCAGGCAUAUCUGAUCUUCCCGUCUGUCUCCCGCUUUCCUACAAUGCCCCCUCUUCUGAUUCAUCCGCGGAAACCACCCCUGUCACCCAAUUCAUUCUUCAAGCCACAACUACACUAGCUGAGACUGGUAGCAGCCCUUCAUAUUCUUCGAGAAUUGCAGCGCGACCAGGUUCGACUGCAUACGCAGACCCCUUAGAUACGACCUCGGGUGACUCGCGUCCGUAUUCUGCUGCUCAUUCGCGUCGCUUCGGUGCUAGGCUCCUCUUUGUCCUCUGGCCGGCGAUAGUUGGAUUUUCGAUGGCCUUGUAACCUGACUCUCAGGCUGUCUUCCUCUCCAAUAGUGACGUGUAGCCUUUCAGUAUUACUAUUGUAUCAAUACAUGUACUACCCAGAUUUUCGUAUCUCUUGCUAGCGCGAUACCCGAAUG